This is a messenger RNA of Bombus pascuorum, 1060 nucleotides long. It is a transcript of the gene Gas41, whose product is annotated as YEATS domain-containing protein 4. The record is from RefSeq and is a predicted model, not a curated record. Gene Ontology annotation, biological process: regulation of DNA-templated transcription. The transcript has 4 exons. Lineage: Eukaryota; Metazoa; Arthropoda; Insecta; Hymenoptera; Apidae. The coding region runs from base 128 to 814 and encodes 228 amino acids.
AUAUUUAGCGCCAUGCCAGAUAGCACUAGUGUAAACUAGGUAGCGCUGAAAUUAUCGGCAGUAAUGUCACUUAGUUGAUAUUUUCCAAUAUUUUGUCUUUAUAUAAUGAACAGAACAAUUAACCAGAAUGAUGGCAACAACUAACGAAUUUGGCCCUGACUCUGGUGGUAGAAUUAAGGGUGUUACAAUAGUGAAACCAAUUGUGUAUGGCAAUAUAGCCCGUUAUUUUGGUAAAAAAAGGGAAGAAGAUGGCCAUACACAUCAAUGGACAGUUUAUGUUAAACCUUAUCACAAUGAAGACAUGUCUACAUAUGUUAAAAAAGUUCACUUUAAAUUACACGAAAGUUACAACAAUCCAAAUCGUAUUAUGACCAAAGCUCCUUAUGAACUCAGUGAAACUGGUUGGGGAGAAUUUGAAAUUGUGAUUAAAAUUUAUUUUCAUGACCCUAAUGAACGUCCUGUAACUAUAUAUCAUAUAUUAAAACUGUUCCAAACAACACCUGAGAUACAACUAGGGAAAAAGAGCUUAGUGUCUGAGUUUUAUGAAGAAAUAGUUUUCCAAGAUCCAACAGCCUUAAUGCAACAUCUACUGAACUCCAGUAAACCUACAACUUUUGGUGUUUGGCGCCAUAAUACAGAUUUUGAAGCCAAAAAGGAGUCUACAAUGAAAGCAAUAAUAGAAGCAAGAAACAAAAUAAGGUUGGAAGUCAUAGAAUUUAAGGAAAAAUUAACCUUAGCAAAGGAAACAAUUGCUAAAUUUAAAGAAGAGAUUGCUAAAAUUUCUAAAGCUGGUGGAAGUUUAUCUGUUGCAUAAUCUAAGCAUUUAAAGAAUUUUCUAAGAUUAUUAUGGAAUAAAAGAAGUAGUUUUAAUAUAACAGACAAUUAUAAAACAAAUAAAGAAUGUAAAAUAAAUGUACAUAUUGCAAUUAACAUCUAGGUAUAAAUAAUAAAGUUUGCAUAACAUAAAUGUACAUUGUUUUUGCAGAAUAUAUUAAACAAUAAUGCUCUAUGUAUAUGACAGUAUACAUUUUGUUUUGAUCAUGAAUCAUGAUAAUAGUAA